Messenger RNA from Centrocercus urophasianus (Greater sage-grouse), 8491 nucleotides. RefSeq names its product protein associated with LIN7 2, MAGUK family member (gene PALS2). The record is from RefSeq and is a predicted model, not a curated record. Gene Ontology annotation, molecular function: protein binding. The transcript is spliced from 13 exons. Lineage: Eukaryota; Metazoa; Chordata; Aves; Galliformes; Phasianidae. The coding region runs from base 148 to 1863 and encodes 571 amino acids. Gene Ontology annotation, cellular component: plasma membrane; cell-cell junction.
CUUCUCCACUUUUUUGUUGAUGGACUUAUAUUCUAAGUCAUUCUGACUACUGAUACUGAAGUCACUCACUGGGCCUGGAAACUUGUGCAAAUUUGAGAGAUUCCAUAGCCAAAAAACCAAUGGGGAUCAUCACUCUAUGAAGCAGCCAUGCAGCAGGUACUGGAUAACCUUACUGAUCUGCCGACGUCGACAGGCGCUGAAGAAAUAGACCUAAUUUUUCUCAAAGGAAUCAUGGAAAACCCCAUUAUCAGGUUGCCCAGAGACCCCUCCAGCCUCUUCAAACUGUUUCAGUUUGCCUCUUACCCUAUCAGUGAGCAGCAGUGGAAAGAACCUGAUUCCAUUUUUUCAUACUCCCAGGCUCACGAGAGACUAGAAGAUUCUAAACUUGAGGCUGUCAGUGACAACAACCUGGAGCUGGUGAAUGAAAUUCUUGAAGACAUCAGUCCCUUAAUAAAUAAAGAUGAAAAUAUUGCGGAGUUGGUUGGAAUACUCAAGGAACCGCAUUUUCAGUCACUCUUGGAAGCACAUGAUAUUGUGGCUUCAAAAUGUUAUGAUUCCCCUCCUUCUAGUCCAGAAGUCAAUAAUUCUUCAGUGAACAAUCAGAUUGUUCCAGUAGAUGCUAUUCGUAUUCUUGGAAUUCACAAAAGAGCAGGAGAACCUCUGGGUGUUACAUUUCGAGUUGAGAACAAUGAUCUGGUUAUAGCACGAAUUCUCCAUGGUGGAAUGAUAGAUCGACAAGGUCUUCUGCAUGUAGGUGACAUUAUUAAAGAGGUGAACGGCCACGAGGUUGGAAACAAUCCAAAAGAAUUGCAGGAACUGCUGAAAAAUAUUAGUGGCAGUGUCACUCUGAAGAUUCUCCCCAGUUACAGAGACACGGUUAUUCCUCAACAGGUUUUUGUGAAAUGUCAUUUUGAUUAUAAUCCAUAUAACGACAACCUCAUCCCAUGCAAAGAAGCAGGAUUGAAAUUUUCUAAAGGAGAAAUUCUUCAGAUUGUAAACCGGGAAGAUCCAAAUUGGUGGCAGGCUAGCCAUGUCAAAGAAGGAGGAAGUGCAGGACUCAUUCCUAGCCAGUUCCUGGAAGAGAAGAGGAAGGCUUUUGUGAGAAGGGACUGGGACAACUCAGGGCCUUUCUGCGGAACAAUAAGCAGCAAAAAAAAGAAAAAGAUGAUGUAUCUUACUACAAGAAAUGCAGAAUUUGAUCGUCACGAAAUCCAGAUCUAUGAAGAAGUAGCCAAAAUGCCUCCUUUUCAGAGGAAAACACUGGUCUUAAUUGGGGCCCAAGGAGUGGGACGAAGAAGUUUGAAGAAUAGGUUUAUAGUACUGAAUCCUACUAGGUUUGGAACUACAGUGCCAUUUACUUCACGAAAGCCAAGGGAUGAUGAAAAGGAUGGACAGGCAUACAGAUUUGUGUCACGAGCUGAAAUGGAGAUGGAUAUUAAAGCUGGCAGAUACUUAGAGCAUGGAGAAUAUGAAGGAAAUCUUUAUGGCACUAAAAUUGAUUCUAUCCUUGAAGUUGUUCAGACAGGAAGGACCUGCAUUUUGGAUGUGAAUCCACAGGCCCUGAAAAUACUGAGGACUUCAGAAUUCAUGCCCUACGUAGUGUUCAUUGCUGCUCCAGAGUUGGAGACUUUGCGUGCUAUGCACAAGGCAGUGGUAGAUGCUGGAAUUACAACCAAACUUCUCACUGACACUGAUCUGAAGAAAACAGUGGAUGAAAGUGCCCGGAUCCAGAGGGCGUACAACCACUACUUCGAUCUGACCAUUGUAAAUGACAACCUAGACAAAGCCUUUGAGAAGCUGCAGACUGCUAUAGAGAAACUGAGGCUGGAACCACAGUGGGUCCCGAUUAGCUGGGUGUACUGAGAUUGCUGAAGAUGAGCUUAAGUAACAAAUAAAAUCAACUGCAGGAAACAAACUAACGUGACAAGAUGUGGUGUAGAUAGCGAUGAUAACUGCGGCGCCUGCGCAUUUUUACUAUGUGUAUAUUCAAAAGUACACUAUUCUGACUUUUUAUAAUAAUGCUGAAGGGAAAGUGUACUUAAAUAUGUAAUUUAUUUUAAUUUUUCUAACUUUUUACAGAUAACCUUUCUAUUCAUAUCACAUGAAGGAAAUGCGUUUAAGCAUUUUAUACGUUUUGAUUUAGUACCUUUGCCUUUUUCAUCUGAGAAACUUUCAGUCCUUCACUUUAACAUUUACAUCUUGGUCUUACAUUUUCACUGUGACUAAAAAGAGGAUACUUGAAACAAUUUUUGUAGAACUUGUUAAUGUCAGUGUUUGACCGGUCAAAAGUCUAUAGCUCCUAUUAGGAAACAACACUGGUUUCUUUUUUUUUUUUUCCUUGAAGUAAUGAUUUGACAGGAGUAGAAUUUCAAAUGCUAAAAGCAACAAGUGACACAGCUCCAUUGCUCCAGCUUCUUUCUGCUGAAUGUUGAAGCAUUCUCGAUGUUUCACGAAUUCCUGGUGUCUCUUGAUUUAGACAACUGUUCUGUAGGUUCCCUUACGUGUUUCUUGAAAUCACACGAAGCAAUACCUUGCAUGCUGCUCAUCAGCUGUUCCUGGGAGCCAACCUGUGUGAAGCCUCUUGUGGUGGAAGUACCUACGGCAGGGAGCGUGUAUGCAAGGUAAUUCAGUGCAGUGCUGAAUAGCUGGAGAGAGAACCUGAUAGCGGAGCCUUGUAGAGUAAAGCUUAGUAUUUAGGACUGUUGUAUUCAUGCGUGUGAAAACACAUUGAUUUUAAAAAAAGCAAACAAACAAAAAACAAACAAAAAAAAGAACCCAAGCCAGAAUUUUCUUUUCUUAGGACAUCAUUGAUGUUUAAAUAGUGAUCUGUGGCUUAAUUUCCUGAGAUAUCUUGUGUUCUCUUUUGGAAAAUUUGUGUGAUCAAACUGUUGUAUUUUUGAGUGUGAUGUAAUGGAAUUUCUGUGCUCUUUGUUGCAUUGUGUUUUUAAUUGAUUUUUUCAUUAGGUAGCUUGUAAAUUGGAAGCUUACUGCUAAAAAGCCACGCUGUUCAUAAUUUUUGUGCUUUACAACAUACUUCUUUUUGUGUUUGGUGACAGUUCUCCCCUUUGUAGGCUCAUAGACGUAAGUCACGUUAGGUUCAUCGAUCAAAGCUUAUGCUAAUGUAAGUUUCUGCUUGACAAGAACAAAACGAAAAUACAGCUUGUCACUGAGACACGCUCUCUUUGUGAUCACAUUUUAUAUUACUCUGUUAGCUGUUGUAUAUAGCAACAUUCACCAUCGCUUUCCAGGCUAACAGAAGUCAUCUAUUUGCUUAAUUUCUCUUCCAUCUGAUGACAGGCACCUUGCUUCUGAAUUCUUUUUCAACACCAAAGUGUGAUACAGAACAUUCAAAAAGGCAAUUUCCUCAGAGGUUUUUCUGAAGAAAAAGAGGCCUGCACACUGUAAAGCAGUAUUGGUUCCUAGAGCCCUUAAAGCCUUCUACAUGCACGUGAGAAUCUACUGAUAUAAGAAAAGCUUACAUCCCAAAAAGCAAAACCACCCCACCUAUAUGCUACAGGUGAUUUUUAAAGCUGAUGAAGUUGGUUGUUUGGCAGGAGGCAGCUUAAGAUCGCAGUGCAUUUGGAAAAUGUUUGUCAGAGCUGUGUAAGCAUGGGGUGUCGUGGCUCUGAACACGGAGAUUUCAGUCUUGUGGAGGGAAUCUGAAAGUUUCAAAGGAAAAUCUGUGCCACUACUUUUGGUUUAGUUUGCUCCGGUUUUAUUUAAGCUGGGUAGAGCUUUUAAGUGUGGCAGCAUCAGCACUAGCCCUUUAUUUGCCUUUCCCAGAGAUGUGUUCUGUGAUCCUGUCACUCAGAGACUGCUCUGAGAAAUAGAUGGAGUGUUUUAUAUGGCAGCAAAGACAGCAGAGCCGUUGCUUGACUACUUCAGUGGUUUCGUUUUGGCAUUAUAAGCUUAACGUGAUGGAACUGUGUUUGUAUGCUGUGUCAUAGAAGACCUACAUGUGCUGUAAAUAAGAUGUGCUUCCCGGACAGAUGUGAUGCCUUUUCCUUAUGAGUUAGAAAAUACUCUGUGAUGCCAAAAGUGGGCUGAGCUCACUCUUCCUUAACAAACGGCAUGAGAUGAUUCUUCAGUUUCCACCCCACAGUGGUUCAUAUUGCAAACACCACUUGUUGUCAUCGUUUUUCAGACAGGUGCUCAGCCAAAAGAAUCCCAUGAGACAUGGGCACCAAGGGUCAGUGACGAAAACCUCGCUCCUCCUAUUUCCACCUCAGAGAUCACACUGUGCAAAGGGCCUACCCAGUAAGCAGUCUCCAAGUAGCUGUGUAUUUGCUGAAGCCUGAAGCUUUAGCUUUCGCUUAAGCUCCACAGUGUUUAGCAAUCAAGCACAUUUAAGUCAGCACCGUGGAGCCCAGCAGCUGACCCUUUGCUGCUGUUAAUAUAGAUGCUAAUGAGAAGUACAAUCUGAGGCAAUAAGCAGUGGGUUGCUAAGGUUGCAUUCAAGAACCGUUAUCAAAGUGAGAGCAGGUUUUAACUGGAUGGUCACAUGCGAGUUCAAAGGAGGAAAAAAUACAUUCCUUGCAUCUGUUUGUUAAAUCAUAUGAACUGAGAGUCCAUGCUGGCAGGUGUGUAGUGUUUGGGAAUUAUUUUUUUCAUCAGAUAUUCUGCUUAGAUUAUUGUUGCCCAGUAGGGUGACUGGAUUGAAAAUAAGUUACUUUUAUUAAACCAAAGCAUUCCUGGAGAGUCUUGGAAGGAGGAUGUCAUGUUGGUCACGUACACGGUGGUGCCAGACUCCACCUGUUAUAGUGUGCUAAGUCAGAAGUUGGGCAGGGAGCUGUGAGGAAAAAGAUGGUGUGAAAGGCGAGUUCUGAGCAAGGGAAGCCAUUUCAUAUAAGAGCUGUUUGAAGUAUUCCUGGGGGAUAAAUAGCUAGGAUGUCAAGUCUCUCAUUCUGUACUGAGCAUUCAUUUUCCAGAUAACAGGAAAACUUUUGCAUUGACUGUUAAUAAUGAUAGGUGUGUCUGAGCGAGGCGAAGAUGCUGCUAAAUGUUUAAGAUAUGUGGUAUGUAUCACAAGAUAAAUAUUUAAGCAAGUAGAUUAGCAAAGUGAAUUAUCAAAUAGUUGUCUGUGUAUAUGUAUGUAUGUGGAUGGUGAAACAAAAACACUCAUGUCUGCAACCACAUUUCUAUCUCCCAUGACUUAAUCCAGAAAUGUACCUGCAUGUGAGACUUUAGAACUGGUACACUUCUCUACCUGGUUUGUUGUGUUUACUAAUGUAUAUUUUUCUAAAUAUACAGAUAUUUCAAUCUAAAAGUUCUAUAUUUAUCUGUAAUUUCUAUGUUUUAAACAGUGCAUGGAGGUGCUGUAAAAUUCUGUACAUAUAGAGAGACUUAUAGAAGAAACACUGUUGUUGCCCUCUGUAUGAAAAGCUAUACAUAAAACUGCAGUCAAUAUGCCAAUACCCAUAAGUUAUUUCUUUAAAUGCACCAAAAAUUCCUCAAGCUCUACACCAGUCUCAACCUUAAUGUAAAUACUGUUUGGUGCAUUUAUACCCACGUGAUUACCUUGCUGUCUCUGUUAGACCUGCAGGUCUACUUUAGGUUCUAAGUCAUGUGACAACAUGCAGUCAAUUAAAGUUUGGUAUAAUAUGUCAUCUUGCAUAGACUUACAAAGGGCUUUAAUAAUGUAAGCAUAAAAUGGAGGUAAAAUUGGAGCAGUAUCACGUACUGACACAGGCAAGGGAAAUAAGCCUUACACCUGGUUUGGUACUCUCAGGCUGCAGAGUUCUCAGAUCAGUGCAGCUCUGUGUCUCAGUCAUACAAAAGCUGCAGGAUAGCAGAUUGACUCUUUCUGAAUCUGUGUUUGUAUUAUCUGUCACAUCCUUGGUAGAUUCAAAUGGAACUUUUUUUUUCCUUAUCUUCUGUCCUAACUCAUUGUGUCCUCUCAAAUCCUACCUGAGUGAUUUGCUGUACAAACUGCCGGCAGCUCAGCGUUCAGGAAGUGUUCCAUGGUUUGUUUGUAUGGUUGUUUUUUUUUUAAGACUGAUUCAGAUAAUGAACAGGACGUUUUCUUUUAACUUUUAAAGACAGAAAAUUCCAGGCUAGGGCCCCUUUGAAGCCAAGUUUGCCUCUCUGCUGUGUUUAAGAAAGGACCAGUGGAGAAGGACAAGUAGACACAACUCUGGAAAUCAGGAGAGCUGGGUUAUGUUUUUACACAAGCCAUUACUGUGAACAUGAUCCAACCCGAACUUCUCUCCCUAUUCCUUGGCUUCCCAUCUAGUCUUCAUCUAUCUUCAUCUUUCAGACUGAACUUGGAGGCAGAUGCCAAUUCUCAAAACAUGUACAGUGCCUGCUGCAGUAGUUGCCCAGUCACUUUUUGUGCCUGUAGGUACAGUUUUAACACUAAUUACAGGUGGAAGUCUGUCACAUCUAUCAUGCUAAUAUGAGUAUUUGCUUCAUGCAGGGUUUCUUGCCUCACCCAAAUUCUGAAGGGUUAAAGCAUUGUGUUGUUAUUGCCAAGUUUAACAAUGCUUCUUCUGCAAAAGUGUUCAGAGAUUGAUUUAUCCGCGUUUAGAUAGUGGUCACUGGAUACAAGAGACUUCUAGUCUGCCAGACCUCUUGCCUUAAAUAUCCCUGUAGUUCUUACAGAAAACCUCUCCUGGGCCAUUAACAAGAUUUCUUCAGUGAAAGGGACUUUGAUUUCUCUGCUGGACUGUCGUGCUUGAAGGUGGAGAGGUUCUGGCCCUGGUUUCUUUGUUUUUUCCCCCACCCUUUUUGGUUUUCGCAUCUUUAACAAUCUUUCUAAUGUGAACUGUCUGGGAUUCUCACCUUGCCUCCUUCAGAAGACACAGUGGUCAACAUAAUCAUUGGUACUUAAGAACAGUGGAACUUGCUGUUGGCAGUCCUGUACAGGAUGCAAAAGAAAAAAUCCUAUUGCAUUAAAAAAAAAUGUAAAAUUAACAAAUUUUCAGAGGCAGCUUUGGCUUCCAAAUAGUAUUAGUGUACUUGCACACUGAUUUAUAGAUCUGUAGAAAUAGAUAUAGAUAAAUAGAACUUAGGAUUAAUACACUGCAAGUAUUUAAAACAGUAUUUGCUAACUUGAAUUCGCCAUUUUGGACCACAGUGGGAUACUGUUCCACAAACUGCCACCAUAAACUGCUGAAUUCUUUGUUCAUUUACUGGUACUGGAGCUGGAAUUUACCUGCUUACAUAAAAAUGCCAGCUUGGUAAAGGCUGUGCAGGAGUUUUACCUCCAAACAGAUUUUUUUUUCUUCCUUUUUUAAAGGAGAGUUUCAGCAAUAUUUAUAUUUUAUAGGAUACAGUACAUUUAAAGUAAGUGUGAAUUUUGUUCUCAAUAUUCUUAACCUUUUCUCAUAGUAGUCGGGUAUGGAUUUUCUUUCACUGCUCAUGCAGAGGUUGGAUGGGCAAUAGGACCAGCCUAUAAUGAUAAUAGGGUUGAAGUAGUCCUGGAACCAUUUUCUCCCAUUUAUUCAUUAGCUCCAUGGUAAUGCAUGUCCCUACAAGUUCGGCUGUCUUCACAGCUGAUGCAAGUCAGCACUCCAUGGGUAGGCAGCACUCACCUGGAGUAUGGUAGACCUCUUCCUACAGCCCCAGUGACUUGUCAGUCAUUUGACAUCUUGUAUGAUGUGCAGAGCAGCAUUAAUGACACCGCUUUGUACAGUUCUGGGAGUGGCAGCAAAAUCAUUGGCUGCAAAAUUCUUGUGGGUUGUUUUUCUUCUGGUUUUUUUUUUGGUUUUUUUUUUGACCAAUUUGUGUUGGUUCCUCUUGUGCAAUUACUUAUGGAGAGAGCUGCAGAAAGGGAUUUCUCCCCCACUGAAAAGGCAUGUUGAGCUUUCCCUGGCCCUGACUCCUGCAGCAUGCAUCUCCUGUAUGUAACACUUGAGUACUCCGAAGUAAGGAGGAACCUCUUCCUUAGGUUUUAAAGCAGAAAUUUUGGCACCCUCUCACCCCAAGCUGGGCUAAGAACUAUCAAACCUUGUUUAAGUGUUUUGAUUUAAAUAUGUGUGUUAAAAGUGUCAGUGUACAUCUCUUUCCCUUGCUUAUUCUCAUAUCUGUUUUUCCCUCGUGGAAGCUUUGAAGAAUUAUUUUUUUUCCUUCUACAGAAUAUUAAACUAAACUGGAUUUAAAACUUGUAAAUGUUGAAGAACUGCUCUCCUGUAAAGAAACACUUUCUAUUAGCUGAAAAUAUCCUACAAAACAAUCUUAACUAUUAAAUAAACUUUCUAGUGCAAAACUGAAGCUGACUUAGUAGCAGCUAACUGUUGUUUGAAUACAGUGCUUUAGAGCAGGCCUAGGAGGUGGGACUCAAUAACAGGCUGACUUUCUAUUGAUCAGCUACCACAUAGGACAUUUUUAAAUUGUAACUUGUUUUCUAAAACCCCCAUUUGUCUUUUUCACAGCUAAUAUUUUCACAGUAAACACAGCCAAGCGUAAAAACAUUAAUGUACAAAUUGUGAAAUUCUCUUAAUUCCCAACAAAAUAUUUUUGUAUAUAAUAAAGAUUUAAUAUUGAAAAACUA